This is a messenger RNA of Knipowitschia caucasica, 597 nucleotides long. NCBI's taxonomy places the organism in Eukaryota, Metazoa, Chordata, Actinopteri, Gobiiformes, Gobiidae. The record is from the annotation of a GenBank genome assembly.
AUGACGACACCGGCGAGAAUGAAGACCAUUCUCAGCAGUCAGGUUGUGGAUAUCCCUGAUAAUGUGGAUAUCAAGUUGAAGGGGCGGACAGUCACUGUCAUAGGACCCCGUGGGAAGCUCGUCAGAGCGUUCAACCACAUAAACCUGGAGCUCUCUCUUUUGGGCAAAACUCACAAAAAGCUGCGUGUGGAGAAAUGGUGGGGUAACAGGAAGGAGCUGGCCACAGUUCGCACAAUUUGCAGUCAUGUCCAGAACAUGAUCAAGGGGGUUACUUUGGGUUUCCGCUAUAAAAUGCGUUCUGUCUACGCCCAUUUCCCCAUCAACGUAGUCAUCCAGGAGGGUGGAACGAUGGUGGAGAUCAGAAACUUCUUGGGGGAGAAGUACAUCCGCAGAGUCCAAAUGAGGGGUGGUGUGAUGUGCACCACAUCUGCUGCCCAGAAGGAUGAGAUUGUUCUGGAGGGUAAUGACAUUGAGCUUGUGUCAAAUUCAGCUGCUCUGAUCCAGCAAGCCACAACAGUAAAAAACAAGGAUAUCAGAAAAUUCUUGGAUGGUAUUUACGUUUCUGAGAAGGGAACAGUUGAUGAACCUGAACAAUAA